AUGGAGGCCGAGGCUCAUGAGUUGGAGCAAUCGAAACAUAUUGGAAAGCAAUCCGGACUCGAUCGCGUCAUUGAUUUUGGUACCGAAGGCAGCCUUCUGACAAAACCUCCUGGCUUUGAUUUCAGUAUCGACUUCGAUGAGCCGAAGUCCAAAGACGCCCAGGAGGGUGCCCGGGAAGUCGAGUCUGCCCUUCUCCAGGAGGAAAGCGACCUGAAAGCGGAUAAGCCCGAGGAAACCACCGAGUCUCAGGCAGAAACAGAGUCGGAGGCCGAUGAUGUUAGCGACGAGGAAGAUAUUGACGCUUUGUUGCCGGUCGAGUUCCCGGCAUUUGAACCACGUAACCAGUUGCUCGCAGGCACUCAGAAACAGAAGGGCAGAGAAUGGGCACACGUUGUCGAUGUCAAUAAGGAAAUUCCGAACUUCUCUGAGUUGGUUCCGGACAUGGCUAAAGAGUGGCCGUUCGAGCUGGACACUUUCCAGAAAGAGGCCGUCUAUCACCUUGAGAAUGGUGAUUCAGUGUUCGUUGCGGCUCAUACCUCGGCAGGCAAGACAGUUGUGGCCGAAUAUGCCAUCGCAUUAGCUGCAAAACACAUGACAAAAGCGAUUUACACGUCUCCCAUCAAAGCCCUGAGCAACCAGAAAUACCGCGAUUUCAGAGUUGAAUUUGACGACGUCGGGAUUUUGACCGGUGAUGUUCAAAUUAAUGCGGAGGCGAGCUGUCUCAUCAUGACCACUGAGAUUCUACGGAGUAUGCUGUACCGAGGCGCUGAUCUUAUUCGGGACGUUGAGUUCGUCAUUUUCGACGAGGUGCAUUACGUCAAUGACACGGAACGAGGAGUGGUAUGGGAAGAAGUCAUUAUCAUGCUUCCAGAGCAUGUGACGUUGAUUCUCCUCUCCGCAACUGUGCCCAAUACUCGAGAAUUUGCAUCCUGGGUGGGCCGAACGAAGAAGAAGGACAUAUAUGUGAUUUCGACACAGAAGCGACCUGUGCCGCUGGAACACUAUCUCUGGGCUGGAAAGGACAAGUACAAGAUCGUCGACUCUAACAAGAGGUUCCUCGAGUCCGGAUGGAAGGAAGCGGAUGACAUCCUGUCCGGCAGAGACAAGGUCAAAGCCCAGAAAGAGGUAGCGGUAACUGUAGGCCGGGCAGGCGGUCAGGUUGCGAACGCUAGAGGCAGUGGCCGAGGCGCUGGUCGCGGCGGUCCACAGCGCGGAGGAGGCCCCCGGGGUGGAGGACAACGCGGCGGACAGUCCUCCAACCGGGGAGUGGGCAACAUCGCUCGCACUGGCCGUGGAGGUGGUCGUACGAGCGCGGCUCAGGACAGAGGCACAUGGGUGAAUCUUGUUUCGCAUCUUCGCCAGAAAGAGUUGCUACCAGCAUGUAUUUUCGUUUUUUCGAAGAAGCGAUGCGUGGAGAACGCCAAUUCGCUGUCAAAUCAAGACUUCAACAAUGCCAGCGAGAAGAGUAUGACCCACAUGUUCAUCGAAAACUCGCUUACUCGCCUCAAACCUGAAGACCGGGCACUUCCACAAAUCCUUCAUCUUCGUGAAUUGCUAAGCAGAGGUAUUGCUGUGCACCAUGGCGGCCUCCUGCCCAUCAUGAAGGAAGUCGUCGAAAUUCUUUUCGCCAAGUCUCUAGUCAAGGUACUAUUUGCCACGGAAACUUUCGCGAUGGGGUUGAAUCUUCCCACACGAACUGUGGUUUUUUCUGGUUUCCGCAAGCACGAUGGCAAGGCUUUCCGUGAUCUCUUGCCCGGUGAAUAUACGCAAAUGGCUGGGCGUGCUGGUCGUAGAGGUCUUGACAAGGUGGGCUAUGUUAUUGUGACAAAUAGUGGUAGAGACGAUGCUCCGUCUGCUGCCACGUUAAAGAACAUGAUCCUGGGCAAUCCCACCAAGCUAAGGUCUCAAUUCAGACUCACUUACAACAUGAUCCUCAACCUACUUCGCGUGGAAGCACUGAAGAUCGAAGAAAUGAUCAAACGAAGUUUCAGUGAGAAUGCCACACAGGCUCUCUUACCGGAACACGAGCAACAAGUUCAGCUAUCUGAGGCCAGUCUUGCGAAAAUCAAACGCGAACCUUGCGACGUCUGUGACAUGGAUCUGAAGGCUUGCCAUGAUGCUGCGAUGGAAUAUCAGAAGCUCACAGCCCAGCUCCACACCGCUUUGCUCUCGUCGCCCGUUGGUAAACGUCUUUUCUCAGCGAAAAGGCUGGUCGUGUACCGGAGGGAUGGGCUUCGCAACGCUGGUGUUCUUGUUCGCGACGGCCUUUCAGCCGGAGCCGCAGUGGAGCCAGCCGUUCAUAUCCUCGAAAUCGGAAAUUUGAGCCAGACGCGGAAUCCCACGGACAUUCUUCCAUUUUUGCCUACUUUCCGACCCUACUUUGAACCUCUCCCCACUCGCGCCGAUGAUAUGAAGCUUCGUGUAGUCAGGGUUCCAUUACCUGAUAUCGAGUGCUUGACGGUCUCCCAGAUUCAUUGGCAAAAGCCAAGCUGGUACAUGCACAUCAAGGCUGACGCUGUGAACUGGGCACAAACAGAGUCACACAACUACACCCGUCCUUGGACCGAUACUACCUGGGACGAAAUUGACUGGCAGCGCAUCAAAGAGAUGGAAAUUCGUGAGAUCCUCGAUAAGCGACAUGCUCAAGCAGAGAUUGCUCAGUCAUGCAGCUGUAUAGGAUGCCCGGAGUUCAUCAAACAUUUCGAGAUGCAACAUGACGAGUGGCAAGUCAAGGAGAAUAUCUCGGAGUUGAAGAAACUGAUGUCCGACCGAAACCUACAGCUACUUCCGGACUAUGAGCAGCGCAUUCAAGUACUGAAAGAGCUCCGUUUCGUUGACGACCAAUCUCGUGCGGAAUUGAAGGGCAAGGUGGCAUGCGAGAUCCACUCCGCCGACGCGCUGGUGCUGACAGAAUUGAUUCUCGAAAACGUCCUUGCGGAAUAUGAACCCGAGGAGAUUGUUGCCCUCCUCUCUUGUUUUGUCUUCCAAGAGAAAACAGAGACCAAUCCUACCCUUACUCCUAGCUUGGAGAAGGGUAGGGAUGAAAUUAUCCGCAUCGCUGAGAAGGUUAAUGAUUGCCAGAUCCAGCAUCAGGUCAUCCAGUCCAGUGAUGAUGCCAAUGACUUUGCCAGCACGCCACGCUUUGGUCUUACUGAAGUUGUCUAUGAAUGGGCACGGGGCAUGUCUUUCAACCGCAUCACGGACCUUACCGAUGUGAUGGAGGGUACUAUCGUUCGGGUGAUCACCCGACUGGACGAGACUUGUCGCGAAGUGAAAAAUGCGGCCAAAUUAGUUGGCGAUCCGAGCCUCUAUCAGAAGAUGGAGCAAGCCCAGGAUUUGAUCAAACGCGAUGUCAUCUUCGCAGCUUCUCUCUACAUGUGA
Messenger RNA from Penicillium bovifimosum, 3381 nucleotides. RefSeq names its product SKI complex RNA helicase subunit SKI2. NCBI's taxonomy places the organism in Eukaryota, Fungi, Ascomycota, Eurotiomycetes, Eurotiales, Aspergillaceae. The record is from RefSeq and is a predicted model, not a curated record. Gene Ontology annotation, molecular function: RNA binding; RNA helicase activity; ATP binding. Gene Ontology annotation, cellular component: Ski complex. Gene Ontology annotation, biological process: nuclear-transcribed mRNA catabolic process, 3'-5' exonucleolytic nonsense-mediated decay. The transcript is spliced from 4 exons. The coding region runs from base 1 to 3381 and encodes 1126 amino acids.